CGUGACCCGUCCUGGGUCCCGGGCCUCCCGGCAUCUUUCUCAAACACAAAGACACGAUAAAGUCGUCAGACUCGUAAAAGUUCUAACUUUUCUUCCUCCCCAAUCUCUUCCACCUCGCGAUGCUGGCCGCCCCCACCACCUCUCCCCUGCUCUCCUCCCGCGACGCCGCCAUGGACGUUCCCUUCGCAUAGCACAGCACAGCACAGAAGAGACCGCGAACCAUGGGUCGGUCGAGAGCCAAGGACGGGGCCGUGAAGUCAUCCUUCCCGUCGCCGGCGUCGUCGUCCUCGGCGUCGUCGUCGGAGUUCGAGUUCACGGUGACGCAGUCCCCUGCGUCGAAGCAGCGGUCGGCGGCGCAGCUGUGCCCUGCCGACGACCUGUUCUACAAGGGCCAGCUCCUGCCGCUGCACCUCUCCCCGCGCAUCUCCAUGGUGCGCACGCUGCUGCUCGCCUCGGCGUCCACCUCCUCCGCCUCAGCCUCCGACUCCACCUCCCGCGACUCCAACGGCAGCACCUCCUCCUCCUUCUCCGCCGACUGCGCCUCCGCCGACGACCUCCUCCUGCUCCCGGACUCCGCCCCCUCCUCCUCCCGCCCCAGCUCCGCCGCCGCCGACGUCGACGGCCGCCACUUCAACCACCACCUGCUCCGGGGAACUUCCGACGCCGCCGCCGCCUCGUUCCCUCCGGCUGCCUCCAGGCGUAGCGGCAAGCAGUACCUCUCGUCCUUCGCCACACGCUUCUCCUCCGUCUUCCUCCACCGCGGCGGCGCGCCGGCACCGGCGUCGGGGAAGAAGCCGUCUUCCUCCAACAAGUCGCUCGCCAAGGAGGUGAUCAAGAAGUACGCCAAGAAGGUGAAGCCGCUGUACGAGAAGCUGUCCCAGAUCCCCAAGAACCAGAGCAGCCACCCGCCGCAGCCGCAGCCCCAGCAGCAGGGGUUCAAGAAGCCGUUCAGUUUCUCGAUCCGGAAAAAGCGGGGCGACGAGGACCACGCGGCGCUCGUGACCCCGUCAAUGGCGGCGGAUCAGGCGGGCGGCGGCAACGGCAAGUACGCGCACUCCAACUCCUUCUCCGGGAACCUCCGGUUCCCGCGGCAGAAGCGGUGCGCCGCGAGCUGCCCCUCGUCCAUGCGCUCCUCGCCUAACCACUCCGGGCUGCUCUCCUUCGGCGGCGCCGGCGGCGUCGGCUUCCCCGACGUGCCGGCCGCCGCCGCGGCGGCCAUGGCGGGCGGCAUUGCUGGCGGCAGGCCCGCCGUGUCGCUGUCGACGGCGUCGUCGUCGUCGAUGGAGGAGCUCCAGAGCGCCAUCGAGGGCGCCAUCGCGCACUGCAAGUACUCAAUGGGUGGCGUCGUCUCCCUGUGCCCGCGCAAGGGGGCGGCCGGCGAAAUCUGCGCCUUCUGAGCGCGAGUGCCCUAGGAUUCGUGCCAAGUAAGGCUUAGUAUCUGUUAAUUUUGGCCGUUUAGUUUUGUGUCCUCCGUAAUUUGCAACCUUUUGGUAAGACUUUAUGAUGAUGUUGGUAAAUAAGGGUAGGUUCGAAGGGGUAAAAUGAUACUUCCAGACUUGGAUGUCUUGUCUUCCGGAGUUUGAAGUUUGCAUCGGCGUCCUCCAAACAUUUCUUCUAAACACGUCAACCCCAUCUAAGAAGAAUAAAAGUGGCAAGAAAUGUAUUAAGAUGAUGUGGCUAUUAGGUAAAUCCAUGAAUCAUAGAGAACCUCAACUCAGAUUAUUUUUUUGGAGGAUUCAAAUGCUUGUCAACUUUGGGUAUAUAUUUUGGCUGUGACAUGGGCUUUCCUGAAAUGUGCCCAUCAAAAUGGCUUUGAGAAGUAACGGGUUGCUAGAAUUCUAAGGCCUUUUUGAUUUGUAGGAUUGGAAAAAUACGUGAAUAUGAAAAAUGAAGGAUCGGUAUGUCAUGUUCACUUGAAUCCUAUAUAAUUUUGUUUCCCCCAAAAUUUGUUUGAUUGCACCAAAAGAAUUCUACCAAGUUGGAGUGGAUGAAAAAUUUCAUGCUCCUUUGGAAAAAAAAUUAUAGGAUUCAAUCCUACAAAUCAAAUGACCAAUAUAGGAAAAAAAUCCUAAGAAUUUCAACCCUACAAAAUUCCUAUGAACAUCAUUUGAAUCAAAAGAGGCCCUAUCCCUGCAAGUAGUGUGAAUCUGCCAAACAAAAUUGUAGUGGAGGGUGUCGAUGCAAACUUCAUUCCCUGGAGAAAUGAUGUGCAAAUUAAGUUGCUUAGUGAAUUAGACCGAGAUUCCGUUCACUGGGAUUUUGGGACAAUGAUAUGAUGUUGCUGUCUGAGCUAGUGAUGUCAAAUUUUGUGUUGUAAUCAUGUCUCAAGACAAAUGUUUAUUGAGCUAAUCCUAAUAUAGUCUGGUUUCUCGCUUCA
Molecule: messenger RNA, 2377 nt
Organism: Brachypodium distachyon (stiff brome)
Lineage: Eukaryota; Viridiplantae; Streptophyta; Magnoliopsida; Poales; Poaceae
Product: probable membrane-associated kinase regulator 1
Exons: 1
Coding region: 222-1397 (391 amino acids)
Cellular component (GO): plasma membrane
Molecular function (GO): kinase inhibitor activity
Source: RefSeq, a predicted model, not a curated record